Symbiodinium sp. CCMP2456 is the source of this 1219-nucleotide messenger RNA. Lineage: Eukaryota; Dinophyceae; Suessiales; Symbiodiniaceae. The record is from the annotation of a GenBank genome assembly.
GACAGCAGGUGCAUUCGUGAGGAUCGCACAUCGGUUAAUUCACCGACGGCACUUUCUGGCUAUUUAUGUGGACGACAUUCUGGCCUUGUUUCGCAGAAGUGAAGCCUCAACGGGUGCAGUCUUGGUCGUUUUCUUAGCCACUGCUCUAGGCGUACCAAUAAGCUGGAAAAAGUUGGUGCUUGGCAGCUGUGUGAAAUGGCUGGGUUGGAUGGUGCGUCUAGGCGAAGCCCCGACGGCGCAUCUACCAGAAGACAAGCGUAUCCGCCUCCUAGGUGCGCUGCAACUGUUGCGCGUGGCUGGAGCCAUGGUUUCACGGAAACAUCUGGAGCAGCUGGUUGGUCUCUUGUCCUGGUUCGUUUCUGGCGUGCGUUGGCUGCGGCCUUGGUUACGUCAAUUGUUUCAUCUGUUGCAUAAGCCGUCAGUGGUGCUGCGAGCCUUGGACAGUGCGCAACUCACUGAGAUCUCCCAAGUCGUAAGCUUGGAGGGUGAGAUCCACACUUGCCCGUUCCUGUCUGACGUCAUGCAAGGUUGGCGCAUUUUGGAAGUCGGACAUGUUCCUUCCCAGGGCCCGCGAGACUUGCUAAAAGCACAGGUGAAGCAGGGUCGCGCCUGGGUCAAAUUUGGCGAUGGUUGCUCCAAGGAGGUAAGAGUCUCCAAGGAGGAAGCACAGGUCGCUGAUUUCUAUCACAGCCUGGUUUCAAAAAAUGUGGAAGUGCAGCUGGUGCACAAGAAGGGUCCGCAUGUCCUGGCGGCAGCUGACGCAUACGCGGCAGAGUUGCCGGACUGGUUUGUGCAGGAACAUGGUCGUAGUGAUCUGCAGAAAUACAUUUGCGCGCUUGAAGCUUUGGCCCAGCUUGUGCUCAGCAAGUCACUGAUUGCGGACAGUCGGGUCGGCCCGACCUUCUCGUGUGUAGGACAGGUGGUGUUGCGACAAAGCUGCGACAAUUCGGGGGUCUGCGGCGCAGUCAGCAAGGCUUCGUCUAUGCGGCGACCGUUGGCCGACGUUCUGCAGGCUAUGGCAAUGCUGUGCAUGCAGCGCCAAGUUGUUUUGCAGGCAUCACAUGUUGCAGGUCAGCGGAAUACAUGGGCGGAUCUGUUGAGCAGAGGGCGGGCAGCAAACGGUUCGCCGGAGUUCUGGGCGUCACUAGACUCCCGCCGAAGCCGGACGGCGGACUGGCAUCGCCUUUUGGAUGCUGGUCAAUUGAGUCCAUUGCGUUAG